CAUAUAUUCAACCUUAUCUGGAGAUCGUGUAUCGUGUAUAUCAAAAUAUAUCUGUAAAAAAACUCGCGUGUCUAUUUGCUAUUAUGAUAUAAAUACAUAUACUUACAUUUACAUACAAAAAUAUACUUACAUUUUUUAAACGUUACAAGCUAUUUAGCCUCGGUAAGGCUCGCGCUAUCGGUCGGAAGAUUAAGGCAAUGAAAACACGUUCGAGGAAAAGAUCACGCAAGAUUUUUAAAAUAGACAGGUGUGUACUCACUUUUGUUUGGGGAAAAUCCAAGUUUCCGGAUGUGUUAUAAGCAUAACGAGACACUCAAAUAAGAUAUGAUGGAAAUAAAAUAAAAAAAACCUAAAUUAAAGACACGUAUUAACAUUAUAAAGUGUUCUUUAAAGUCUUUUGCGUAGUACAUACUGAGUGGCAGUGCGAAAUGAGAAUAACAUUCGUCGGCUAUGUUUUCGUGUUCAUUCACUGUAUUCAUGCUCGAUUUCGUGUGAAAAGGCAUUGUUCUAGUUUAUUACUUCUAAUAAAAGCGAGACUGUCUCACUUAUGAGUCCGGCCAAUCGCAGCCCACUGUGCGAGGCGAACGAAUCUCAUCCCGGCGUCACGAUAACAGACAUGGACACGGUGCAUGAAGAAAACGAUAAUGACAGUGAUGAAUCGUCGUACUCAGAUCUAGGUCGGCUCCGAGAGCGUACUAAAGCGAUGCUCGGAACCCCUGCAGAUCCGCUGAUCCAGCAUUCACACUCGCAGCCAAACAGCAGGAGAAUGUCCUCGGAUAUCGAAACUAAACAGCUAGCAGCCAAUCUCAAUACAAGACGUCCAUCCGCAAUUAUAGCAGCUUUCCGACGACCAUCGCAAGCAUUAGCGCUAUGUGCUGCCACACAACGUCGCUUCCUAUCUGAAUUGACACCGCAUUCGAGGGCAUCCAUGGCAUCUACAAUACAUGAGACAGCACCAUCGGCUGCGGAGAUUUUAGGGCAUGAAGCUUUAAGCAAAGCGUUGUCCGCUUUGUAUGCAAAGUUGCUCGUUGUGUUGGGCUUAGCUUUUCCAGUCACUGAAGUGAUAGCUAAGGGCGUGCCAGACGGAUAUUAUCAGGGAUUUUAUUUGUACCUGUAUUCAGUAUCAGUUCUAUUUGUCGUUUUUCAAUACGCAAAUAUAAUGCGACAGAAGGCGGUGACUAUGAUCAUAAGUAACUACGGUCCAGAUGGCGAAAAAGAAGACAAAGGUAGAACAACUCCAGCAGAAAAAUUAAAAAUAAAAGAAACUAUCUCUCGAUACGGAAGCUUUUAUUUGAGACUUGGUGCUAUCGCAUUCGGUAUAGGUUCGAUGGUGUACAGUGGCUUAGAAUUUGGGGAAUAUUUCGAGAUGACAGACCAAUGCCGUUCAAUACUGGCAGUCAUUACGCCAGCCCUAAGAAUGACUUUAACUUUAGCACAAAUGCAAUUUAUAUUCCUCACGAACAAAGACAUAGAGUUGGGAAGCCACAAGAUGAUCCAAAGAUUCGGUUUCAUGCACAUGUUGGCAACUAAUCUAUGCGAAUGGCUAUACGUGCUAGUUGAGGAAACUAAACAUGAAAUACAUCAUUUGGAGCACGCCAUGCUGUCUCCAGAAAAUACUACUCAUAACGUUACGGAAGAGAUAUCCUGUCGAAGAUCAAAUAUAAUGGGUGCUCUAUUACAACGUGCCUCACCAUUUCUCUUUCCUUGUACGAUAGAAUAUUCACUUAUCUGUGCGGUCAUUUUUUAUGAAAUGUGGAAAGAGAUAAAAUGUACACCGGAGGAUUUUGAAAAAAAAUUCCACGUCCCCAAAAAUAAAUCACGAAACAACUCCGUUACGCCGGAGAAAAUUUUGCAGCAGUUUGCUGGUAUGCUUGGUGUGAGCUCUCCACACGGCAGUCGCACCGCCCUACAUCACUUCUCUGUGGAUUGUUCGCACGCACACCGCGGACUCUCCGCUGGUGUUCUCAUCAUCGUCCUCACCAUUAUAUCGCUCAUCAUGUUCUUCGUAUUAGCUAACAACCCAGAUACUGUAAUCGAUGCUAUAUUUGAAGUUAAUGUUUGUGAGUUGGUUUUAUACACGAUGACAUUAAUAGCUGCCGGUGCCGCAUUAUUACAAAUGCGUGCUCUUCCUUAUAAAAGGAAAUCUCAAGCUGUAUUAGGUCUAGACACAUCACUACUGAUCUUGGCUCAGACCGGUAUGUUCGUGUACUGCAUGUUCAGUUUGAUCGGAUGUCAUCAUACUAUGAACAGCAAUAACAGUUCCGGGUAUACUGGUUUCUUCUCAGAGUUCUUAUCUCUCAUACAGACAAUACUGCAGUCUUUAUUUAUCAUCGAUGCUUGGUGGCGGCGAUGCAGCAAUUCAGAGCAACGGCGAGCGAAGCCGGGACGACAAUUAGUCACAUUCUUGCUCGUGGCAAACAUGGCGAUGUGGACCAUCAAUACACUAGAAAAGAAUAGAGCCGAGUUUCGUCCAGCACAUCUGGCUUUCUACGGACCUUGGGCGUGGACAAUAAUCACGCAUGUUUCGAUGCCUCUCGCCAUUUUCUACCGCUUCCACUCCACUAUUUGUCUAUUCGAGAUAUGGAAGAAUUGUUUCAAAAACAAACCAAUAUACUUAAAUGUUUAGUAGAAAAUACUGUACGGAAGUCAAUGCGAAAGAUGCAAUUAUAAAUUAUUGAUAAUACCCCGAAAUAAAUGCUUGUUGGAAAAAAAAAA
Messenger RNA from Bombyx mori (domestic silkworm), 2715 nucleotides. Its product is annotated as proton channel OtopLc. Gene Ontology annotation, molecular function: proton channel activity. Gene Ontology annotation, cellular component: membrane. NCBI's taxonomy places the organism in Eukaryota, Metazoa, Arthropoda, Insecta, Lepidoptera, Bombycidae. The record is from RefSeq and is a predicted model, not a curated record. The transcript has 14 exons. Bases 548 to 2626 code for a protein of 692 amino acids. Gene Ontology annotation, biological process: proton transmembrane transport.